AUCGCUGUGGUCCUGAACCCGGACGACGCUCGCGGGCUAUGCCGAUGUCGAAGUCGCAGUCGCAAGCCGCCGGGGCCGUCGUCCAGCAAGCGAGACCGAGCGGAGCAGGUGAUUCACCAACGCCAGCGCUUUCCCCGGCUGAUCAGUCACGGUUAGGUGCGGACCAGGGCGCCUCUGGCACGAGUGGGCCUGAACCCCGUAUGUCGCUCGCUGGAAUGCCGAAGUCGAAGGCCAGCGUCCACUGGGAGGGAAAGGAAGGAGGAGAAGAGGAUGGGGAUUGAGGGAACGGUUCGGUCGUAUAUAUACCAUUGGCGGUGGUCGUAUAUAUACCAUUGGCGGUGGCUGUGUUGACU
Molecule: messenger RNA, 353 nt
Organism: Schizophyllum commune H4-8
Lineage: Eukaryota; Fungi; Basidiomycota; Agaricomycetes; Agaricales; Schizophyllaceae
Exons: 2
Source: RefSeq, a predicted model, not a curated record